UACAUAUACCCCACUUUGACUCUUGACUUGUCUGCGCUUGCGGGCACCGGCAACGAUCGACGCGCAAAGUGGAGCUCGUGAGUAAUUAGUUGCAGCAGGUUAAGAAGUCGUGCACGAAACCUCUCCCAGCAGCUUGGCCCCCGAUAGGAGAGCGUUUGCGGCGUGCCUUGAGUAUCGGGUGAACCAGGCAACUUCGGAAGCCCUCAGGUCGGGGGGCAAAGGAAGAGAAUCAUACCCCCCCCCCCCCAAAAUCUGGAAUUGAACGACGACAAGCACGACAAACCGCGCUGGCAAGGAUUCGAAGAUUCGACCACCUCGAUCGAGGUAAGCUUCAGCACACAGUUCAGAGACAUGUGGUCUGGAGCUGCCAUGCCAAGUCUCGUAGCUGCGAAGAGCUGCGCCAGCGAGGUGGCAUCUCGAUUCGUCACGCAACGGCGGGUGUGCGUGCGUCGCAAUAGCAAGAGUUUCGGUCGGCGAAGGCUCGUGGAUUUGGAGUCACUGAGCCCGAUCAGAAAUCACACCUCGGCAGCAUCUAGCCAUGCGUCUGCAAGCGGCCUAGCGGGCUUGCCACACUUUACGCUGUACACAGGCACAGGCUGCAGCUUGUGCGAUGUUGUCAAGGACCAAUUGCAACGUCUCUCGAUUCAGCAUCCACACGUACUGACGCUGUACAAUAUUCGCGAUGAUGAAAACGUCAAUGUCAAGUACUGGAGGAGACUGUACCAAUACGACAUUCCUGUUCUGCACCUUGAGGGCCAAGAGGUAGCGCGGCAUUCCGUAUCCGAUGAGAAGUUGUUGCAGAUUCUCACAGACGCAAACGCAGCGCAUUACUCCGAGACACAGGAGGCUUUUAGACAAGAGCGGCUCCGUCACAGUCCUGAUCAUUCUUUCUGAGCGUCGCUGUUCGCGAGACCACUCCGGCCUUUCGGCAGAGACUGGCACUUGGCUUCUGAUGCGAGUAUCGAAGCGCUUCAAGAACAUCAUGGGCAGGACUGUGCGCCAUUGCAUGCGCUUUGUUUGCGGUGACUGCGUUGCAAUUAAACAAUUCAAGCGUACCAACACCAAUCACCAAGAUUCCGAAC
Molecule: messenger RNA, 1082 nt
Organism: Ceraceosorus guamensis
Lineage: Eukaryota; Fungi; Basidiomycota; Exobasidiomycetes; Ceraceosorales; Ceraceosoraceae
Exons: 4
Coding region: 352-894 (180 amino acids)
Source: RefSeq, a predicted model, not a curated record